Cajanus cajan (pigeon pea) is the source of this 732-nucleotide messenger RNA. Its product is annotated as Histone superfamily protein. Gene Ontology annotation, cellular component: nucleosome. Gene Ontology annotation, molecular function: DNA binding; protein heterodimerization activity; structural constituent of chromatin. Lineage: Eukaryota; Viridiplantae; Streptophyta; Magnoliopsida; Fabales; Fabaceae. The record is from RefSeq and is a predicted model, not a curated record.
GCUUCCCCGAAACCCCUCUCACGGAUCCACACACUAGAUCACCACACAUAUAAAUACAAACAAAAUCUCCCUUCCACUCAUCAGAAAGCGCACACCUUAUCGUUCCUUCUCCUCUCGGUUGCGGUUGUUCUUGUUAGCGGUUGAAGAUGUCUGGGCGUGGAAAGGGAGGCAAGGGUUUGGGAAAGGGGGGAGCGAAACGACACCGUAAGGUGUUGCGCGACAACAUUCAGGGAAUCACGAAGCCUGCGAUUCGGCGUUUGGCGCGUAGGGGUGGCGUCAAGCGUAUUAGCGGUCUCAUCUACGAAGAGACACGUGGCGUGCUCAAGAUCUUUCUCGAGAACGUCAUUCGUGACGCCGUUACCUACACCGAGCACGCUAGGAGAAAGACCGUUACGGCGAUGGAUGUCGUUUAUGCCCUCAAGAGACAGGGAAGGACCCUGUAUGGAUUUGGGGGCUAGGUUCUUUUUGUUCUUCCAAUUAUUAUUAGAUUUCCUUUGUUGGCUCUAGAGGUUUGUGUGGAUGGAUGUUAGGAACCAUUGAUGUUGGGAAGAUAGAUUUUUUUUUUUUUUUUUUCCUUUUGCAAGGAUUGGGUGUGGUGGGUUGAUGGUGGUGCUUUAGGGAUAGUUGCACAAUAACGUGUAUUGUAGUGAGGUAUCUGGUCUGUUAUUGCUGGCAAGUUUGUAAUUUGAUCACUAUAUAUUGUUAAUGCUAGAAUCACCUUUUUUCUGCUAA